Molecule: messenger RNA, 3228 nt
Organism: Biomphalaria glabrata
Lineage: Eukaryota; Metazoa; Mollusca; Gastropoda; Planorbidae
Product: probable serine carboxypeptidase CPVL
Exons: 2
Coding region: 369-1688 (439 amino acids)
Biological process (GO): proteolysis
Molecular function (GO): serine-type carboxypeptidase activity
Source: RefSeq, a predicted model, not a curated record
AGUUGGUGCUAGCUAAAAAUAAGAACAACGUUUAGGAAUGGAAUCUAGAUUAUAGACUCUAGAAAUUUGUAAUAAAAAUGCACACACAAAAAAAAGAGGGAAAAGUAACGUUUUUUAAAAUAACGUAUUACAUGUCAGUAACAAAAAUCCGAUUCAAGUGAUACAAUGGUAUAUAAGUCUAUACCUUUUCACUUAGACGGAUCAAUCAUUCGAAUUGAAUACAUUUAAUUAAAAUUCAUUAUAUUAAUCAGUGGGCCCAUUUUAUACAUAUCUGAGCAUAAUUCAAAUUUACAUUUUCAACCAAAAGUGAUCUUAUAGCUGCGAGUCUGUACAUUCCGUUGGAUAGCGCUCAAAGAUUCCUGACAGCCAUGCUCCAUAUAUUAUGGAUGUUGUUUAGCGUCAUGUGGUGCGUGUCAAGCAGUCCUCCGGUGUUCUUCUCAGAAUUCAUCAACAGAGGGAAAAUAUCCGAAGCCAGAAACAGGGGCAGAGUCAAGGGACACUACUGCCAUUUGCCCGAAAGUUUUUCCGGCUACAUCAGGGUAGAUAAUGUCGCUAAAAAACAUGUCUUCUUUUGGUUCUUUCCAUCUCAACACAACACGAGUCAUUCACCGUUGGUCAUUUGGCUACAAGGUGGACCGGGCAGAUCGUCGCUGGAAGGUUUGUUAUGGGAAAACGGACCACUUCAAAUCGUCGUCGGCAAAAUCGGAAGCAUUACAUGCAAGCCGCGAGAAAUUUCCUGGACAGACACAAUGUCAAUGCUUUAUAUUGACAGUCCGGUUGGAACCGGAUUCAGCUACGUAGAAAAUAAAACGGCCGGAUACAGACUUACACGUUAUGACAUCGCCCGAGAUCUCACCACUUUCUUAAAGCAGUUUUAUAAACUAUUUCCAGAAUACAAGAGUAGAGAACUCUACAUUGGCGGUGAAGACUACGCCGCUAAAUACGUAAUCUCCUUCGCUUAUCGACUCCAUACACAGCAAAAGAAUGUCUCCACAAACCUCAAGGGACUUUACCUAAGUGGACCCUUAUUCGCUCCAGAAAUUCAGUUCAAGUCGGGACUAGACCUACUGUUUGCUGUAGGCGCGAUAUCCUACCGUGAACUUGUAAGCCACAGAGAGCUUGCCAACUCCUUUUUCGACAAUAACAGACAUGACAAAAAACACUUUAACAAAAUCUUAUUCAACAAACUAAUGCACAGCUUUCGCCUUCGGAAUCCUCCAGAUAACUACGCGUCCAAAUCAUACAAUAAUUAUAGCUCAAUAGAAACUCUUAUUAAUAGGCGUUUGCGAGAAUACUUAAAUGUUGGAAAUAAUACAUUUCAUUUUUACAAUUACACCUUUUCAGAACUUUUACUGCAAGACUUUAAAUUUUCAUCCAAAUAUCAGUUGGCAGAACUUUUGAAGUUCUAUAAAGUUCUUAUGUUCUCCGGUGAGUUUGACGCGCUGUUUAGCCCUUCUAUGGUGGACUUUGGUAUUAUGUCCACCCCGUGGGGGUCACAGCAAAGAUUUAAUGAAUCGAAAAGAAGGGAAUGGAAACAGAAACGCAGAGUAGUCGGUAAUUAUGUUCAUGUUGACCGGCUGUGUAGAGUAGUUAUUGCAGGCUCUGGACACUAUACUUCAUUAGAUAGGCCCAGUUCUACAAUGGACAUGAUGAAUCAGUUUAUACAGAAGGGAUGCGUGGGCUCUUAGAGUAAGUAGUUACCAUGAGACUUAUUGUCUUCCUAGUCAACUAGUGACAGUGACAAAAUGACAUAACGCAAGACAUUUUGAAAAUGGCAUUCAUAAAAUGUCAGCUGUUCAUAUUUAUUAUUAUGGGGGCGAGGUCGCUGAGUGGUUAAGCGCUUGUUUUCCGAACCUGGGGGUGCUUAGUUUGAAUCUCGGUGAAGACUGGAAUUUCGAAUUUGCGAUCUAUGGGGCAGAUAAUGUAAAGGUCAUCCGCUUCUGUGGACCAACAUUAAACAAGAGUGUCAUGUGACCAACACAACGACCAAACGCCUUUACUUUUCCCCAACUAUUGUCAGGUACCCAUUAGAGUUGGGUGGACUCAGAAGCGUCCUAAAGGUCUCAAAAUUAAAAAUCAAAUCUUUACAAGGAUUUGAACCCGGUUUAGAAGCCCAGAGAAUUAACACUCAGCCCUGUAUUGCAGAGAUUUCAAUCAGCCAGGCAAAUAUCUGUGAGAGAGAGAGGUGAUAGUGUCUGUGCGUAAGAGAGAGAGAGAGAGAGAGAGCGAGAGAGAGAUGAUAUUGUCUCUGCGUAAGAGAGAGAGAGAGAGAGAGAGAGAGGUGAUAUUGUCUGUGCGUAAGAGAGAGAGAGAGAGAGGUGAUAGUGUCUGUGCGUGUGUGUGUAUGCAUGGGCGUGAGUGUUCUUGUAUGAGUUGAAAACAUCAAAGACAUCUACACAUAUAUUGUUGCUAUAUAGAUAUAUUAUGUAUAUAUAAUUGGCAAUAUGUCAGAAGAAAACAGAUGUGUUAUGGAGUAACUGUAUUGAGGGUAAAAGGGGAAUAUUGCUAGCAUGUUUUUGCAUAUCUCAACAGGCAGCAUAGUAUUUAUAUUACAUUACAAAUAUCUAGUGUGUGCUAAUGUCUACUUGAUUUGUAUUAUGCUUCUUUAAAUAAACUGAAAUGCUUAUUUACAUGUGACUAUAUAGUUACAUUAAAAACCAGAUAUUUUACUUUUAACUCUUUCUCUCCUAAUAGACGAUACCAUCGUUGAUUUGACCUCAUUAAAUUAAAUAAAUGUUUCAUUGUAUACACUUUACUUUGUGCUAUGUGAGAGAAGCAUGCAUUCCCCUUUAAUUCAAUCUAAAUAAAACACUUUCUGACUACAAACGAAAAAGGUAUUCGAGCUUAAUCAUAACAGGGGGAAAAACUACUAAUGAGAAAAUGAAUUCCAUCGAAACGUGGAAAAUAAAUACGUAGACAAUGACUUUCUAAGGUAGCCAUCAAAGUUUUAUUCAUUUGUCUUUUAAAUUGUAUUUACAGUAAAUAAUAUAGUGUAUACUGUUUUACUGAAUAAUGUCAAUAAUCUAAUGGUUUUUGUCCCAAUAUAUGUAUUUUGUAUUUUAGCAGUGAAAAUUAACCACAGUAAUCUUCUCUUUGUUUACACGUAGGUUCUUAAAAUCCCCCUUCAUUUUCUGAAGCAACAAAAUUUCGAGAACAGGAUAAUAAAGCAAUAUGAAGAAACGUGGUGGCGAUUUAAUGGAACUUAAAGAGGAAAAAAAAGGAAUAAAU